This is a messenger RNA of Penaeus monodon (black tiger shrimp), 477 nucleotides long. Its product is annotated as piggyBac transposable element-derived protein 4-like. The record is from RefSeq and is a predicted model, not a curated record. The coding region runs from base 1 to 477 and encodes 158 amino acids. Lineage: Eukaryota; Metazoa; Arthropoda; Malacostraca; Decapoda; Penaeidae. The transcript has 2 exons.
AUGAAUGACAUCAGGCACAAGUUUUCAACAAAAUGUAGGCCCUUCCAAGAUUUGUGUAUUGACGAAAGUCUGGUGCUGUGGAGAGGUAUCAUCUUGGAUUUCAUAUUAUACACUGGAGCACAAACUGAGGUUCAGGUUGACUCAAAAUUUGGUUUUGCUGGCUCGGUAGUCAACACUUUGAUAGAACCAUACUUGGGGAAAGGACAUAAUCUUUUUACAGAUAGUUAUUACGCCAGUCCAAUUCUGUUUGAACACCUACAGCAAAACAGUACAGGAGCUUGUAGCACAGUUCGACCAAACAGAAAAGGGGUGCCUUGGUUCCCUGCAGUCAACCGGGGUGAAGUUAGUGCUUGCCACAAGAACAUGAUGUGCUUCAAAUGGUCUGCCAAACGAAUGGUCCAUAUGUUAACAUCAAUCCACGAGAACAAGAUUAUUCAAACUGAAAAAAAAGAGAUUACAUUACAGGAGAGCCAAUAA